UUAUUACGCUUUGCCGCCCAGGCGAUUAUGGAUAGGGUCUGCGAUCGACGUCGUAAAUUGACUUGGGCAUACUUUGCGGAACGUCGAGAUGAUCGCAACAAAUAUCUCGAGUUAUUCGAGAAGAAGAUGUUGAAUUCAUUGCGUGAAUCUGACAUUGCAUUGCUCAAUGCGUUGGAAUGCAAGUUGUCGUAUGAGGACAUUCGCUUCUACAGAUCAAUAGCACGCUCCCGUCUACGUAAAGACAUGGAGUCGAGGAAAAUACUUGAAGAAGCCCAUACUACACAACAACAACAGCAAUCUGGCGGCUGGAUGUCUUGGCCCUGGGGAUCUCAGACAGAUCGGCCGAAAGACAACACCGCUUUUGGAGGCCAGAUGACGGAGGAGCAGCCUCUGUUCGAGGUGCCCCGAGAUGCUCUCAAGACGCGAGUGGUUGCAGAAAUCAAGAAGGGUUCAUUUGCGCUGAAGGUCGAUCCAAAGGGGUCAGCCACCGAGGUUAUCUCAACUGUUUUUGACUCGUUCCGUGCCGAAGUCAUCCAAAGACCGGACAAUUUUGAGGCAUCUGUGUCCUUAGGAGGAUUUGGUGUUUUUGAUGGGGCGACCAAGGACUCGCUAUAUCGACAAGUAGUCCGAGUCAAGACUUCGGUAGCAGAAGGUGCCAAGGCCAUCAAGAACGGGGGAGUUGAAGAUCCAUUCUUCUUCGUGAAAUUUGAGAGCAAGCCUCUGGACAAACGCGCUGAUACUGCUCUUACAGCCCGCUUGCGUCACAUGGAAAUUAUUUACCACAAAGGUUAUGUUGAAGCCAUUUUCAUGUUCCUUCGUCGACCCGAGUGCCAGUUGGGAUCAGUCGAACUUUUAUUGAAUGUAGCAAGUCAGUCCCUGGAGGGCCUACGAAAGCGAACUCGAGCUGGUCUAGAGUAUGCUCUGCAAACUCAUAAAACUAUUGAUCUCCAACUGGAUAUAACCGCACCCAUUAUCAUCUUUCCGGAAGACGUCACCACGCUCCAAUGCAGUCAUCUUGUUAUUGAUGCUGGCCACAUAGCCAUCAAGAGCGAUCUAACCGAUAAAAGUGCUCUGCGGGAGAUACACGCCAAGCGAAACCAGUCAUACAGUGAGGAUGACUACAAGAGACUGGAGUCCCUGAUGUAUGACAAGGUGUCACUCAAGCUUCAGGCAGCCCAGGUUGUCUUAGGCAACGACCUACAAGCUUAUCGUGAUGCUCUCACUUCUGAGAAGGGCGACACCCUCCAUCUACUGGAACGCAUCAACUUCAGUUUGCAGGUGCAGAACUCCAUCGUACCGUCUGCUGUCAACCUUGCUCGAUUCAAAAUUUCCGGACAUUUGCCCAGUCUUCAAGUGAACGUCUCCGACGCCAAGUACAAGGCAUUAAUGGGCAUUGUGGAUGUCACGAUCCCGCACUUUGAUGAAGUCAGUGACCAGAAGCCUCCCCAGACGCACAUCGAUACUGCACCACUCGUAUCACCUUGGUCAGCUGAGCUCUUUGAGCUUUUUGGCACAGAAUACAACGUGGAUGAUGAUGAGGCCGACAAUGAAGCUGCAUCGAUCCACAGAAAUAACCUGUUCUUUGAAGCAAGUGAUAGCUCGUUCGAGCAUUUUGAAAUCUGGCAACACAUAUUUGAGCUUGAUUUUGAGAUUGACACCCUUCGUGGGGCUAUCUCAAAGUCUAGUAGUAAUGGCAGCGAGGAGCCACUCGGGGAAGUCGUCCUCCAGCAGUUUCGACUUACGUUCUCGCUUCUCAAAUUCAAUAUGAAUCUAGACAUUAAUUUGAGGUCACUGACAAUGAAUGUCGCGCAAGCUAACAGAAAUCCCAUCCAGCUGGUGUCUUCAGAAAACACGGAGUCAGUCGAGGAUAUGCUAACAUUUUCCUACAAACGAGUGCAGAAGAACUCACCCGAAUUUGAUACCGUCUACCAAAGCGUCGAUCAAAGCAUUGAUAUCCAACUAUCCACGUUCAUAUUUCAUGCUGCACCAGAACCCGUAGUUUCACUGUAUGAUUUCAUCAUGCCGACUUUUGUUCCUCAAGUUCCAGAUCAGCCCACGAACAAAUCUCCAAGUACACCCGCUAUCUCUAGUGAUGGGGAAUUGUCUCCGCCUGCUAGUAGCAACACGAGAACUAUCAGAUUAGCUGUCAGACUUGAUAAUAUGAAAUUCAUGCUUCUCGACGGCUUCGAUAGCUUGUCCACUCUUUCCGUAUCAACUGCCGAUGCUCAUUUAUUCCUCCGGACAAACACGAUGAGGAUUACCGGUCGCUUAGGAGGACCUUGCGUCCACUUUUUGGAGCAACCCCUGCAUGACAUCUAUCUAUUUGUCACCAAACUAGCAAAACUCUACGAUUUUGCGCGCGUGCAAUUUGACGUCUCUGUGAAGACAUCAGCCAUCGUUUUCCCCUCAGAUCCUAGCCGUUUGCAAGACGUCCUGGUCAUGCGACUGGGAGAGAUCAGCGCUCGUAACUCACACGAGGCUGACACUAGUAGAAUCACCGCCAGUUUAUGUGGCAUCCAGCUCGUGUCCGACCUUGUUUAUAAUGGAGAAUCCUCUAUGCUGAAGAUUGCUGACGACAUUGACAUCAGUCACACCCAGAUUGCAGUGAAGAUUUCUGAUGUCAAGCUGUACUUGACGCAGACUCAAUACAUUCUUCUCAUGAAGCUUGCGCACAGAAAUGCCCAGGCAGAGUCAUCAUUGCCUGUGAGCAGCAGUGACAGAAGCGGUAUCUCUAGUAAUCAGGGAAUCCGCGUGUGGACGACCGUGGAUUUUGUUGCUUCCUCGAAGAUGGUGGAGUUGCACUUGUAUGAUGGUCUGGUAACUUGCGAAGAAAGCCUUGAAGACCAUGGUAUAGCACAUUUUGAUCAAGCUGCGCUCAAGUCAUUUACAAUCAGCAAUACCCGCCCAGGACGGUCCGCAUUCCGUGAAGUUAUACCUGCAGCGGACCAUGGCCGUAAUCAAAUCGCGGUUCUCUACACGACGUCUGGCAACUCUUCGAUGUACCAUUCUGACGAGUUCUUCACGAACACGUUUCAGCAGGACAUCCCGGCCGACAUUGAAAACGCAUCCACGGCUGAAUCUCAGCGCGAGUUACCGCAGUCUCGACUUGAUUUCCGACUUGAUCUGCGUGACCUUUCGGUUGAUGUGCUGGAGAACGAUGAAGACGCAAAUUCACAGGCCAUCAGGUUAUACAUUGACCAAAUUCUGCUGUCACAGCAAGGCAUUCUUGCGUUGACUGUCAAUCAACUACGGAUGUCACUUAUCCGCAUGGGCGCUGACGCAGACACUUCACGCUUCUUGGAUAGUGUUGAUUUGACCUUCUCUAUGGAUGGUCGCUCUUCCACGAGAGAACAGAUGACGAGCAUGGAACUCGCUGCCAAACCUAUCAUCUUCCGGGCCUCCUUUCGGGAUAUCACAUUGAUCACCACUAUCGCUAGAAAAACAGUGGACAUUUAUAGCACGAAGUCCGCACAACUGGCAUACAAGGGGCCCAGCCAAACAUCACGAUCUACGAGAAGCCAUAGGCAGACUAUUAGGCAGGCCGUGAUGUCCAAAGAACAGCUUAAAGUAUCAUUUGAUGGACUCUGUCUGAUUCUCAUAGGCGACCUGCAUGAGCAGCCUAUGAUUCACUUGAAGAUUAAGCCAUUUAUUGUUGAAGCUCGGUAUGGGUCUGCAGAUCUUCGCGCGACUGCUACCCUUGCGACCCAAGUUAGCUACUGGAACUGGACAAAUUCACACUGGGAACCUUAUCAGCCCUCGAGUGAACUCAAGGUAUCGGUGUCAGCUCGAGAACGUUUAGACCUCAAUGUCAGUACCGCUUUCGCGGAGCUCGCUGUCACUUCUGCCAAUAUGUGGGGUAAGGAAGGACAAGUCGUACUACAGAAGGCCCGUGGAAGCUUUGCACCAUACCGUAUCAGGAACCGCACUGGAUCCCCUCUCUUUGUGUGGUCUGACGAUGAUGUCAGUCGCGAUUCAAAGGAUCCCAACGCGGUCAAAAUUGCGAAUGAUCAAACUGUGGACUGGCGGUUUGAAGACUGGAAAACAAUGCACGAGCAUGUCUCGACCUCCCAACAACAUCACAUUUGCAUACAUCUUGUCGGCAAGCCAUGGGAAAUACUAAGGGGCAUACCAGUGGACAGAGAAGGGGAUUUUACAUUCUCCCUCCGGCCUCGAACGGGGAAAUAUGCUGACCGCGUGAUGUGCUCUGUAUCAAUUGAAGACAGCGCAAAAAUUGUUACGCUCCGUUCCACGUAUCUGGUCGAGAAUCAGACAUUCUAUCCACUGGAAAUUAUGUUGGUGGAUCAUACAGGACAUCCGGUUUACUCGUUAGAAAGGAUAGCCCCUGGCCAGGACUAUUCUCUGCCCAUAGAAGCAGUGACCCAAAACAGCAUCCAACUGCAGCCAGAUCAGACACUUGGAUAUAGAUGGUGCACCUCCAUACGCUUUGAGGACCUUACCACCAAGAAGAGUCUCACAAUCAGUUGCCCUUGUAAUGACCAGCGAGAAUCUCCCUUCCGAUUUCAAGCGUGGGCACAAAGUGACUCGAACGAGUCUGGAACAUACACAUCACCGAAAAUUAAACUCAAACUCCGCGCACCAAUUGAGCUCGAGAACCUACUCCCUUGCAACAUUCAGUAUAGAAUAUAUGACAAGGACGCUGAUCAGAACUGGAAGAGCUACCUUAGAAAGGGUGGCGUCAUGCCUGUGCAUUCUGUGGAACUUGGUCAUUUGGUCCUAUUGAAUGUUGACGUACAAGAUACGAUCUUCAAGCCCAGCGACUUUGCCGUCAUCAACACUGGCCAGAAUUCGGACUUUGAGGUAGAGUCACGCCUAAGCUUGCGGGACCAGAGUAACCGUAAACUGGAUCUACGUUUAAACUAUGUACGCUAUCCUGAGUCCGGCGGUGCCUUCAAACUGCAGAUAUAUUGCCCAUAUCUCGUCAUCAACAAGACAGGGUUGCCUUUUGGUGUGAAGGCUGCACAGUCUCAUCGAGCGAUAUCCUUUGUCGAGAUUGCCGCUGAUACUAGAUCCGAUGUCAUUUCCAAACCAAUUCCAUUCUUAUUGUCUCACCCCCGUGACAAUGGUCAAGCAUUUGUGUUCAAAGUUGGUGAAUCUGGUUGGUCGAAGGUCUUCAGUCUAGAGGCCCCUUGUGCAGAAACUGAAAUGGUGAUACCAUCCUCGAGGCAAAAUGCAGAGGAGUUCCACAUCGGAUUGUCGUGGACUGAAGGGUUGGGGAAAUACAAACUUACUAAGGUUAUGACUCUUGCCCCAAGAUUUCUGAUCAAAAACAACCUGCUAGAUCCCAUAUACUUCCGAGAAUAUGGAGCAGCACCUAAAGGACGCGCAAUACUCCAUCCUGGCGAACGUUGCCCAUUGCAGAUCAUGCAUGCCAGCCAGGAAAAAUUGCUCACAAUUGCGUACUCUGAACUCAACUCUCAGUGGUCUGCACCCAUAAAUAUUGAAGACCUUGGUUCUGUUCAUCUUCGUGUUCAACUCCCGAACAACGACAUAUAUAUAGUUCAGGUCGACGUCAAGAUUGAUGGAUCCACAAUAUUCGUAAUAUUGUCUGCUGCGGAAGCAAUGCCCUUCGUUAUUGAGAACGACAGCGAUUUCUCUGUCUCUAUGAUGCAAUGGGAUCCCAGUCGUGAAGAUGCGGACGCAGUAAAAUCUUCGGCCCCACAAUAUAAAUUGGGGCCCCAUUCGAGCAUGCCAUAUGCCUGGGACCAGCCUGCUGUCAGAGAAAAGAAAAUAAUGCUCGUGAAAAACGAUUCCCACCACACUGUGGACAUCAUGGAAAUGGGUGUUCUCAUGCCGUUCAAGUUCCAUGACUGUCAAAGGAUCCGUGCUGUUUCAUUGGAUGUGAGACCAGAUGGACACCGACAGAUAUUACGCAUCACACCAUACGUUGCUGAGCGUAGCAUCUACAAGCCGAAACAUCUCAGUUCGAGCUCCUGGUCGCGGCCUGAUACCAUGACAAGCAGCUCAGAAGGUUUUGAGGCGAUUAUGGAAGACGUGUCUCCGACAUUGACAUUCGAUGUGGAGUUUGCUGGAAUAGCAAUAUCCUUGGUUAAUCGCAGGAUGGUCGAAGUCGUUUACAUAUCCGUCGAGGCUUUGAAGUUCGAGUACAGCAAUGGCCCUGCUGCACAGUCCGUGAACCUGUCCUGUGACUCACUCCAAAUAGACAACCAGCUGCACGAUGCGCUGUAUCCAGUCAUUCUCCAGCCUAGCCCAAUAUCCAAGGAAGCCAGUGGUAUCGCAGUCCUCCCGACUAUACAGGGUUCAGUCGUUUGGCUUACAGACCAAGAACACGGCGUCUUAUUCGUCAAGUAUUGCUCUGUCCUCCUCCAGGCGCUGACCAUAGAAGCAGACGAAGAUCUGCUUCUUGCAAUAUACGAUCUGACACAAAUCCAGGGCGUGUCAUGGGAAGAGAACGCUAAGGAUGUUUUAAUACAACAUCCGGAAGAAAUACCAGAACCUCAGCUUUCUGCUGCCGGACAAGAUGUCUAUUUUGAAGUCUUGGAACUUCAACCAAUACAGCUGUCUCUUUCAUUUAUGCGCACCGAAAGGGUUAGCAGCGAGGAAAAGCCAAGCAUUCGCAACCCUUUAGCUGUUAUCAUCAAUGCAUUGACGAUGACUCUGGGUAACGUCAACGACGCGCAGCUGGAAUUGAAUGCAUUGGCGAUCAAAGACAUGCGACUGACGAUGCCUGAACUGCAAGCUAGGAUUACUUACCAUUACCGUCAGGAUAUCCUUCGUCAGCUAUAUCGCAUCCUCGGAUCAGCCGAUUUCAUUGGCAAUCCCAUCGGGCUCUUCACGAAUGUCAGCUCUGGCGUGUCAGACAUUUUCUAUGCCCCAUACCACGGAGUUGUUAUGCAUGGCAACAGGGGGCUAGGAAUUGGAAUUGCCAAGGGUGCCACUAGCUUUGUGAAGAAAACGGUAUUUGGCUUGUCAGAUAGUAUGACCAAGUUCACCAGCAGUGUUGGCAAAGGGCUAUCUGCAGCAACUCUUGAUUCUGGGUAUCAGGCUCAACGCAGAACAACUCAGCGGCGCAACCGCCCGCGCCAUGCUAUCGCAAUGGCAGGAAUCGUUGUAGGUCUUUUCCACUCGACUUUUCUGUCGCUGUGUUUGACUGAGUCUUGCCAGACGAAACCCAUACAGGGCGCUGAAGCAGAAGGAGCACUCGGCUUUUUCAAGGGCGUUGGAAAGGGCGUUGUGGGCGCUGUUACCAAACCAGCCAUUGGCAUCUUUGACUUUGCGUCUAACUUAUCCGAAGGGAUCCGCAAUACAACUACGGUGUUUGACAAACCAGAGCGAGAUCGUAUUCGCUUGCCGAGACAUGUCCCACCGGAUGGCAUUUUGGUGCCAUUCUCUGCUCGUGAAGCCUUGGGUCAGUAUUGGAUGAGGGAUCUUAACAAUGGCGCAUUUCGCAAAGAGGCCUACGUUGCACACAUCGAGUCCCCAGGUAGCGAGAACACCACAUUGCUGACUUCGUCACGAGUUCUUUCGUUUUCAUCGAAAAAGCUUCGCCUUGCUUGGGACCUCCCCAUGACUAUGGUGCAGGGUGUCGCAGUGGAAGAUACUGGCAUCCGUUUCACUCACAAGUCUGGAAAAGACCACGACAAAGUCGUAUUCAUUCCAGACAGAUUAUCGCAAACGUGGUUCUUUGGUCAAAUCACAUCUGUAGUCAAAGCCUUCAACAACCGCCGUAGAAUGGACGCAUGAUCAGAAUGCAAAGAUAGCUGUAUUCAAUGUAAAAACUGUAUUUUCU
Messenger RNA from Suillus paluster, 7768 nucleotides. RefSeq names its product vacuolar protein sorting-associated protein 13. Gene Ontology annotation, cellular component: extrinsic component of membrane. The transcript is spliced from 43 exons. The annotation marks the transcript as partial. Lineage: Eukaryota; Fungi; Basidiomycota; Agaricomycetes; Boletales; Suillaceae. Gene Ontology annotation, biological process: late endosome to vacuole transport; protein targeting to vacuole; protein retention in Golgi apparatus. The record is from RefSeq and is a predicted model, not a curated record.